Pieris napi is the source of this 800-nucleotide messenger RNA. RefSeq lists its product as uncharacterized. The transcript has 3 exons. The record is from RefSeq and is a predicted model, not a curated record. The coding region runs from base 185 to 529 and encodes 114 amino acids. Lineage: Eukaryota; Metazoa; Arthropoda; Insecta; Lepidoptera; Pieridae.
CCAUUGUAAGCCAAACAAAUUUCUCGCUGAAAAAAAGCGAUGAAUUACUCAGUUUGCCUGAUUUGCAUAAAUGGGUAGGUCGCUUCGCGCGUUGCAUUAUGUCAUAAUAAGGGAUUAUUGUGUUUAACACGUGUGUGUAUCUGUGUUCUAGUGUGUAAUUGCUGUGGAAACUGUACCAAAAUAGAUGAGUAUGGAGGCUGUUUACCCUGCUGCAGCAUCAGCGCUUACACGCGGCAGGCGACGCAAACGCACCGAGCCACGACAGAGACAUCGCACUAUGCCUGUCACAUUUGCUGAAAUUAAGGAAGUUGAUGAGGACAAGGAAGACGACCAGAUCCCAAUGACAGCAUCCAACAUAUCAAUCACAAGCGUUGAGGAGCGACGUCGAAAACCGGAUCUUCUAGAUGAUACACUCGGAAGGCAGUUCACAGAAUUUCGCAACCGAAGAACGCGAAGACGCCGAGACAUCAUCCACGAACCUGAUGAGAUAGAGGAUCACGAACCCAGCGAACAAAGUGAACCCACAUAGAUGAUCAAAGUGAACAUCACACUAUGAUGCUUUUCUUUUUAGCAUAUGUUUAUAGACCUCCUGGACAGAAGAUGUGGGUCUGUUUUUCUUCAAUUAACUUUAGUGUUAAUUGCACAUAGAUAUGCGUGCUAAAGCACGAAGUUGCUGUUGUGGUAUCUUCUUAUACAACCCUUUAAAAAAAAUCGGUUGUCUGUAAAGUCGGUUUACUGACGAUAGUUGAACGUGACAACGUCAUAAGAAAAUACUGAUGGAAUGGUUGCAUUCAAAAGAA